Medicago truncatula (barrel medic) is the source of this 1023-nucleotide messenger RNA. RefSeq names its product transcription factor MYBS3. The coding region runs from base 42 to 884 and encodes 280 amino acids. The transcript is spliced from 3 exons. The record is from RefSeq and is a predicted model, not a curated record. Gene Ontology annotation, biological process: response to ethylene; response to gibberellin. Gene Ontology annotation, molecular function: DNA binding. NCBI's taxonomy places the organism in Eukaryota, Viridiplantae, Streptophyta, Magnoliopsida, Fabales, Fabaceae.
UCAUUCUCAUUCUCAUAAAAAGAGACAUAUAUAUACACAUAAUGGGGAGAAGAAAGUGUUCACAUUGUGGUAAGAUAGGACAUAAUUGUAGGACAUGCACAUCCUUCACCCUUGGAGGACUUCGUCUCUUUGGGGUCCAACUAUCAUCUUCCUCCUCCUCAUCAUCAUCUAGUAACAUGAUCAAGAAAAGCUUUAGCAUGGAUACCUUUCCCUCACCAUCAUCUCCAUCUUCCUCAUUCUCUUCAUCAACAUCAUUAACCAAUAUUGAUGAAAAUCAUUAUCAUAAAUCCACUUCUAAUAUUGCUUAUCUAUCAGAUUGUUUUAUAGGUCCACCCCAAGAGAGAAAGAAAGGAGUUCCAUGGACAGAAGAAGAGCACAGAAUGUUCCUUGUUGGAUUAGAGAAGCUAGGAAAAGGAGACUGGAGAGGAAUCUCUAAAAACUUUGUCACUUCAAGAACUCCUACACAAGUUGCUAGCCAUGCUCAAAAAUACUUUCUCAGAUUGGCUACUAUCAACAAGAAGCGACGUUCAAGUCUCUUUGACUUGGUUGGGAGCAAGAAAACCAACACAAAAGACCAAGGGUAUGCUAAUUCAGUAGUAAAUUUGGGUGAUAAAUUUGAGGAUAAGUGUAAAUGUGAAGUUGAAAUUAAUGAUGGCACCACUUUGUCCUACUUUAAACAAGAAGAAGAAGCCAAAUCAGAAAAGCAAGAAAAUACUAAUUACUCUACAACUAAUUGGCUAUAUGACUCUUCAAAUUGUGCAGCAGUGCCUAAUUUGGACCUCACACUUUCAGUUGCAUCCCCUAAUGCUAACAAGACGAAGCUUGAACAGAAUCAACCCUCCCCUGCUGGCUCAUUCCUUCUUGGCCCAAUUAGUGUCACUUAAUUAAUUAAGUACUCUGGAAUUUUUCACAUUCUAUGUUACCAAUUUGUCGUUUUAAUUGCAAAACAUCAGACCCCUUUAAUUUGAAGAUAAAUACACAACAUUCAGCAUCAUAUAAAGCAGUGUUGAUAAUGACUAUCCA